Molecule: messenger RNA, 3752 nt
Organism: Colletotrichum scovillei
Lineage: Eukaryota; Fungi; Ascomycota; Sordariomycetes; Glomerellales; Glomerellaceae
Product: HSF-type DNA-binding protein
Exons: 2
Coding region: 923-3184 (753 amino acids)
Biological process (GO): regulation of DNA-templated transcription
Molecular function (GO): DNA-binding transcription factor activity; sequence-specific DNA binding
Source: RefSeq, a predicted model, not a curated record
GUCAAGUCGAGCCAAGCACCAAACCCGCUGACGCCUGACGCCUCACCGUAAGGUACCGUCGUCUGAAUGUGCCUUACCUAACACAACGAACACUCACCUUUUUUUCCCUUACCAGAAAAAAAAAAGAAGCGGUAACCUCUGCUAUCAUUCAGAGCUUUCGCAGCAUCCUCCGCGACCGAGACAAUCGCACCCUUGCGCCGAAACCCAAGCCCGACCUAUCGCGACAAGGGCUUCUUUGCCGGCCCAUAGUCUGAAUUGUUGUUGUCGGCUUUUUUCUUCUUUCCUCUCCCACACAAUAGACUUCCUUUGCGAAAGCUUCUCCAACAGCUUUUGGCGAUUGACUCAGGCUUCCCCCCUCCAGCCUGCCCUUUCAGCACUUUGGACAUAGAGAGAGAGGUCCCCCCCAGGCUUCACGACCCAGCGACCGACUCCGAACGUAUAUAGAACCACGAGAUUCCGUAUCCUCAUCCCACCACCCUUCUUUCAGUCACCGCGCUUUUCCACGACCGACGACUUUUCGGCUUCUCGCAGACCGUGGGAGUUUGUUUUGCGCAUGCGACAGGCGAUUAUCCGAUUAGUCUGCACUAUCCCGACCGAUCCAUCCGUCGCCGCCGCCGCCGCUGCUCUUCGCUUCUCGACACCGCUGUGAAAAAGCAAAAAGAGGAGGUGGUUUUUUUUCCUGGCUUGCUCUCGGCGACUACUGGUACACAGGCUGCCUACAGCUUUCAACCCGCAACCCACCAAACGCGGCCGCCGCGAAAAGAUUCAAACGAGCCUCACCGAAGCAGGCGACCCCCCGCGUCAGCCUAUCACGUCCGCCUCAAAGGCGCCGCAUCAGCCGGCGACCUGGCCGAUUGAAUUCUCCCAACGGGCCACACAGCUCGUCUUCACCCGAACCAACAAACCCCCCCAAAGAAGGCGCAUGCACAUUCCCAUGUCUUCGAACCCUCGAAAGCGACCAGCGCCAGGAACGAUACCCACCAUGCCGAUGCCACAGGUCCAACAGUCAUUUCCCAGCCCGACCGGCGACCAGUUCUUGCGAUGGGGAGGGGCAGCAGAUGCUGCUACGGGCCUCGUGGACGGAACAGGGGCCCAAGCCGUCAACUCAUACGGCCUCGUUCCCGGUCAGCAGCAGCAGCAGCAACAGCAGCAGCAGACGCCGCAGCAAUUCGUGCAGCCCACACCGAGCCCCAACAAUGCCGUCGCGCGGAGGCAGAUGAACAGAGCACUCGUCCCGACGGGCGCGAGGCAAAACUUCGACUCGUCCAGCGACCCUUGGUCCUUUGUCGGCGAAGACUCUGCGCUCCUGCAGCAGCAACAAGCAAACGGAAACAUGGCCGAGACCGACAACGUCGAAGUCCUGGAGGAGAUGGCUCGCAAAGCCAUGAGGGAGGCGCAGCAGAAGCGGAAGCAGAUUCCGCCGUUUGUGCAGAAGUUGAGCAGUUUCCUCGACGACGAUAAGAAUUCUGAGCUCAUUCGGUGGUCGGAGAAGGGCGACUCGUUCAUCGUCCUCGACGAGGAUGAAUUCGCGAAGAAGCUCAUUCCCGACCUGUUCAAGCACAACAACUAUGCUUCCUUUGUACGACAGCUCAACAUGUACGGCUUCCACAAGCGGGUCGGCUUGUCGGAUAACUCGAUGCGUGCAAGCGAACGGAAGAACAAGAGCCCAAGCGAGUACUCGAAUCCCUUCUUCCGACGAGGGCACCCGAACCUGCUCUGGCUCAUCAACAAACCAAAGAGCGGCAACAAGGGCAAAAAGGGCGCCAAGAAUGCAGAAGUCGAGGGUGACAGCGAGGAGGAUGCCGUCAACAUUGACGACGGCGUGACACAGGGCUUUAGUACCGCCAGUGCACCCGCCAGCAAAGCCCUGCCGCCCUCGGGUGACAUGCCGAUACAGAAGAAGGAGAUGACGUUGAUUCGGGAGGAGCUGGCCAAGGUGCGCGAGCAGCAGAGGAUGAUCAUGACGGCGAUCCAGCGGAUCCAGCAAGACAACACGGCGUUAUAUCAGCAGGCUGUCGUAUUCCAGAGCCAGCACGAUCGCCAUCAGAACUCCAUCAACGCCAUCCUGAACUUCCUGGCCAACGUGUUUAGAAAGACACUCGAGGACCAAGCGGGCCCUCAGAGCGUAAACGACCUUCUCGCAAGCAUCAUUCCGAACGGCAACAGCUCCAGCUCGGUACCUCAGGGAAGCGUCGUGGAUCUGGGCGACUACGUGCAAGCACAAACCUCGGCAGGAAACAACAUCAAUAUCCCAAAGCGCCGGCAAGCGUUGCUGCCGCCCAUUCCCAACGGUCGCGCGAAUACGGUAUCGCCGUCACCAGCUAGCGGCUCCGCGACGCCUCAGCCGUACAACCGCGAGAUGGGCACGGUCACAGAACUGUUUGACACAUCGCCCGGCGACCACACAUCACCAACCAACUACCUGGCUCAAGAGCUCGAGUCGAAUCCCCAUGAGAGCAUGAUGAAGAUUAUCCACGACACAAAUGCCAACAACUCAUCCGGCAUCGAUCUCCCUCACGUCGUCAACAAUACCCCCGCCACAAUGAGCAACGACCAACGGAAUAAAAUGCUGAACGCCAUGGCCGGUCGGUCUUCCGCAACACCCUCAACUAACGCUCCGCAGCCCUCCAAGCCUUCAAUGUCCGCCUCACCCAAUCCGCCAGCUCCAUCCGUCACCGCCACGCCCGAUACACCGCCGCCCAUGCCCGCAGCCCCCGGCCUCUCCCUCUCGCCCAUCAUGGGCUCCGCCGCGCCGCCGCCUUCACUACAGCAAAUCAACUUCAACCAAGAGGACCUCGCCGCGCUACACCGCAUGCAGGAGGAGCAAGCCGCGAAGCUGGACCAUCUCUCCAGCAUGCUCGGACCGCUCAGCCCUUCGGGUCGCAUACCCGGCAUCGACGAGAACGGCAACGUGAACGGCUACUUUGACGGCGACCUGGACAUUGACCAGUUCCUGAACCCGGACGCGUUCCAGGGCGACAACGCGUACCCUGGCGUCAACUUCAACGGUGACGGGAACGACUUCAACUUUACCCUCGACGGUUCGGCUCCCGGUAACGGAGGGGGCAACAGCAACGUCAAUGGCACACCGAGCUCCACCGGGACUGAAGAGGUUCCGCGGGAUAGCUUCGAUGGGAUCACUGGCAGCCCCGAUCGCGGUAACAAACGCAGACGUGUGGGUUGAGGAUGAUGCAUGACUUAAGGGGGGCUUCCUUCGCUGGUUGACCCCCUUCUCACGACUUUCUUUUUAGCAGCACCAUAGGUGGUGUAACGGUCUUGAUCAUCAAAUUAUCCAAGAGGAUGAGAGAAGAAUGCCGCAGAGGGUGUCUCUCUGUUCUUCUUUUUCCCAUCUCUCUUUAGGAGCCGGCGGACUUUUUCGAAAUUACUUGUGCGUGGACAAAAAAGAGCAUGAUAUCCAAAAAUUGCUUAUUGCUUUCUCUGUCUCUCCCUUUCUCUCAUGCUCCCUCUCUUUUCCCUCUGUUGAACUGGGUUGGGAAUUUAGAGACUGGGUGGGAUGGGACGAGGUAUGUGUGUGUUCUUGCUUCGGGGAAAGAACUCGAGGUUUUUGUUGUCCCCCCUCCCCUUUCGGCGGACGAUUAGGGGUGUGAUUUGAGAUCGCAAAGGUGGCAAAGUCUUUUGAUUUUAGGGAUUUGAAAGCUACGAUUGAGCGAAAUUCCUAGGAUGGACGGGAUGGGAUGGUUCUUCUUUUCUGUAAGGUAGAAUAGAAAACUUCGCCGCUUACGGGUGUGGUG